This is a messenger RNA of Lobosporangium transversale, 610 nucleotides long. RefSeq names its product Phox homologous domain-containing protein. NCBI's taxonomy places the organism in Eukaryota, Fungi, Mortierellomycota, Mortierellomycetes, Mortierellales, Mortierellaceae. Gene Ontology annotation, biological process: endocytic recycling; late endosome to Golgi transport. Gene Ontology annotation, molecular function: phosphatidylinositol-3-phosphate binding. The transcript has 5 exons. The coding region runs from base 103 to 576 and encodes 157 amino acids. Gene Ontology annotation, cellular component: retromer complex; early endosome membrane. The record is from RefSeq and is a predicted model, not a curated record.
CUGUAAUCCCUCUUUUCUUUUUGUUCUUUGUACUUCCUUCUUUUCCAUUCCAUUCUACUCGUCCCAACUUCCAUCGAUUCAACCACAGCAUAUAUAUCAACUAUGAACUCUCCCAGCACUGCACACCACCGUGCCUUUGACGAGCACUCUCGUCUGCAAUCCAAACCCCAGACUUUGGAUGAUAUUUAUGGUGAACCCGAAAAUUUUUUGGAGAUUGAAGUCAGGAAUCCUCAAAACCACGGUGUUGCCCGCAAGAUGUUUACUGACUACGAAAUUGUCUGCCGUACAAACAUUCCAGCUUUCAAGUUGAAGAACUCAUCAGUCCGCCGCCGUUAUUCUGACUUUGAAUGGUUCCGGGAUGUGUUAGAGCGCGAGUCUUCCAGAGUUAAUAUUCCUCCAUUGCCUGGAAAAGUUUUUACUAAUCGCUUCACAGAUGAAGUCAUUGAGCAACGUCGCGAGGGCCUGGAGCGAUUUUUGCAGAUUGUUGCUGGUCACCCUCUUUUGCAAACAGGAAGCAAGGUGCUUGCAGCCUUUAUUCAAGAUCCAAGCUUUAGCAAGGAUUAUUAUCAUUAUUAAACUCUUCAGAUAGGAUUGUCAUCCUUUAGCCCUU